Globicephala melas (long-finned pilot whale) is the source of this 480-nucleotide messenger RNA. RefSeq names its product glyoxalase domain containing 5 (gene GLOD5). NCBI's taxonomy places the organism in Eukaryota, Metazoa, Chordata, Mammalia, Artiodactyla, Delphinidae. The record is from RefSeq and is a predicted model, not a curated record.
AUGCUGCGCCAUCUGCCCUCCAGGCUGCCAGCCAGGAUGUGGAGCAGGAUUUCGGAGAAGCAGUCAUGGAGGGACAACAGUCAGACCCCUUCCCUGUGUCUUAUCCAUAAACUUGACCACAUUGUGAUGACAGUAAAGAGCAUCAAAGACACCUCUAUGUUUUAUUCUAAGAUCCUGGGCAUGGAGGUCAUGACUUUCAAGGGAGACCGGAAAGCAUUGUGUUUUGGAGACCAGAAAUUUAACCUCCAUGAGGCGGGAAAGGAAUUUGAACCCAAAGCCGCUCACCCAGUCCCUGGCUCCCUGGAUAUAUGCUUGAUCACGCCUUUGAAGGAAAUGGUCCAGCACCUCGCGGCUUGUGAUGUCCCCAUUGAGGAGGGUCCAGUCCCCAGCAUGGGGGAAAAAGGGGGCAAAAGUAUGUCCAUCUACUUCCAAGACCCUGACAGAAACCUCACUGAGGUGUCCAACUACAUCUCCUUGUGA